UAGGCUUUAUUUUUGUGCAAACAUUAAAGAGAGAAGAUGUUUGGGAAGGUUGAGCAUGAACUAGAGCUUGAGGUGGCAGCAUGUGAAGCAUGGAAGCUGUUUGGGACACUUGAGAUUGCAAAAUUUGUUGAGAAAGAGAUGCCACAAAUCUUUCAGAAGGUGGAGUUGACUGAAGGAGAUGGUGCUCUUGGAACUGUUCUCAAACUAACUUUUGUUCCAGGCAUUCCGGGGCCACCAAGUUACAAGGAGAAGUUCACAAAGAUUGAUAAUGAGAAACGCAUAAAGGAAACAGAGGUAGUUGAAGGUGGGUACUUGGAGUUAGGGUUCACUCUAUUUAGGGUUAGAUUUGAAGUGAUUGAAAAAGGUGAAGAUUCAAGCAUAAUCAAAUCCACAAUUGAGUAUGAACUCAAAGAAGAUCAUGCUGCUAAUGAAUCACUUGUUUCCACUCAGAUACUUGCAAAUAUUGCUGAACUUGCAAAGAAUUAUCUCAACAAAAACAAGGCUCCAAAAUAAGCUUAGCACAAAUAUCUCAAUAAAAUAAUUAUUAAGAUGUUUCUCCCUCAUUAAGUUAUAUUAUUGUGUUUUAUUUUUGAGAUUGAGAGACACCUAUGCUAUUAAA
Messenger RNA from Arachis duranensis, 619 nucleotides. Its product is annotated as norbelladine synthase. Bases 37 to 513 code for a protein of 158 amino acids. Gene Ontology annotation, molecular function: abscisic acid binding; signaling receptor activity; protein phosphatase inhibitor activity. Lineage: Eukaryota; Viridiplantae; Streptophyta; Magnoliopsida; Fabales; Fabaceae. The record is from RefSeq and is a predicted model, not a curated record. Gene Ontology annotation, cellular component: cytoplasm; nucleus. Gene Ontology annotation, biological process: defense response; abscisic acid-activated signaling pathway. The transcript is spliced from 2 exons.